AUGCCAGUAAUCUCUUGUCGCCGGCGCGUCUGGACGUUCGGUUGUCAGUCGGUCAGUCCGUGGCAGGCGCGCAAGAUGUGCGCGUGGAAUUUGUGCGCGCGCUUGCUCGCCCUGGCCGCCGUGCUGGGGAGCGUCUCCGCUCGAGUCCAGCCGAAUAAGGCAGCGAUCUACGUGGACGUAGCUCCCCACUCCGAGGAGACGGGCGAAGUGGAGAGGCGGUACACGGACGAGCUGAUCCAAGAAUGGAGGUCCGCCAGCGCCGAUGCCCUGCUGCUGUUCACGGAGUACUCGGCGAUGGCCGGAGACGAGCUGAACAGGUUCCUGAGGAACAUAUCCUCGCUGACGGCGGAAACUGUGGCCGCUAUGGAUCGAACAGUUUUGGACAAUGCGCCAGUUUCCUGUCGAGCGAAAUUCGAGAGCCGCCUGAAGAAGAUAGAGUACGACGCACACCGGGCGGCCAGCUUCAACGGCGAGAACCACCACAAGUUCCUCCUCGGCCACAUGAUCGUCUUCAGGAUGCAUCUGAACAAGAGCGAAGAUUACAUUAAUAAGUGCGAUAAAAUAAUCAAAGACUGCGGCAUCCCCUGUGAGACAACACCACGAAUAACAAGAUGGCGCCGCCUCGCUUUGGACGAAAUCAACAGAGUCCGUGACGACAUUCAACAUUCGAGACGAUCCUACCGCGACUUGCUGGUGCACGCCAAAAGGCGCCUCAACCAUGUCAGAAAGCACGCCAACCUACGAGCCUUUGCGGCCGUGCAAGAGCUAAACGAUUGUGUUCGAACUGGUCGAAAUCAAACCAAA
Messenger RNA from Iphiclides podalirius (scarce swallowtail), 804 nucleotides. The record is from the annotation of a GenBank genome assembly. Lineage: Eukaryota; Metazoa; Arthropoda; Insecta; Lepidoptera; Papilionidae.